AUGAUAACAAAGCCAUGGUCAUCUGGAUUUAAUUUCCAAGAUGAAAUCCUUCGUGUAGUUCUUGUGUGGGUGAGAUUUCCCAAUCUCCCUUUAUGUUGUUGGGGGAGUGACUCCCUAAGUAGAAUUGGUAGCUUGAUUGGGGUGCCACUGUUUGCUAAUGAUUGCACCUCGAAGCAAUUAAGGAUCUCAUUUGCUAGACUCUUGAAUGAGGUUGAUGUAACUAAGGAUCUCCCUAAGGAAGUGCUGAUUCAGGACCACUCAGGAGUGACCAUCAAACAGAAGGUGGAGUAUGAUUGGCUCCCACCUUUUUGUAAAGCUUGUAACACUGUUGGCCAUGACUGUAGUGUUAAGAAGAGUGUUGGUGCACGUUUCCAACCUGCUCCCACUGGUCCAGCACAACAGAAAAUACAGAAAGUAUGGAGGCCUAAGAAAGUAGUUGAGAAAGAAGUAGUAGAACCCCCUACAACUGAGGUGGUGCAGGAAAUGGAAAUUCCAUCUAUAGCUGAUGAGGUGGUGCCUACUGGAGAUUUUUAUACUCCAAAAUCAGGUCACACAACUACUCUAGAUGAUGGUUGGAGAGUGGUUUCAAGGAGGAAAAGGGAGGCUAAAACUCAAAAUAUCUUUCUUGGCCUAGCCCAAGUUCAUGCAGCUGUUGCAGAUAUUUCAGAGGAAGAGGGUGAAAGAGAGGGAGAGGGUGAGGAGUUUCCUCCAUGA
Spinacia oleracea (spinach) is the source of this 714-nucleotide messenger RNA. RefSeq lists its product as uncharacterized. The transcript has a single exon. The record is from RefSeq and is a predicted model, not a curated record. The coding region runs from base 1 to 714 and encodes 237 amino acids. NCBI's taxonomy places the organism in Eukaryota, Viridiplantae, Streptophyta, Magnoliopsida, Caryophyllales, Amaranthaceae.